Physcomitrium patens is the source of this 4730-nucleotide messenger RNA. RefSeq names its product ABC transporter B family member 19. NCBI's taxonomy places the organism in Eukaryota, Viridiplantae, Streptophyta, Bryopsida, Funariales, Funariaceae. Gene Ontology annotation, biological process: oligopeptide export from mitochondrion. Gene Ontology annotation, cellular component: mitochondrial inner membrane. Gene Ontology annotation, molecular function: ABC-type oligopeptide transporter activity; ATP binding; ATP hydrolysis activity. The record is from RefSeq and is a predicted model, not a curated record.
UUCCUUUUGGGAUUUAAGGGCUACAUCUGCAUCUAGUUUUGGGAGGCUUCCUGCCUUUGGCUCUACAUUGCGGAAUUAGAUUUGUGGUUUAGUAGCAAAUCUAGUUCUGGGCCGGUCUUUCUGCCGCCCUUGCAAGUUCGAGGUGGAUCCUCUGAGAACGUGUGUCGCUGUGCACUGCGCUCAAGGUUUCAUAUUUUUUUCAAAAAUCUGUGGAACUCCUCCACCAAGAUUGCAAUAAUUCUGGAGGGCGUUUGCAACGAAUGAUGGGAGGCGGCAAAGAGAAUCCUGAGGUUCUAGCGGGUGCUGAGAGCGUGCAAGAUGAGGGAAGUGAUAAGGUACCAGCCGGCAAAGCAGUGUUUUCCGAGGAAGUGAGCAAGACGGUUGCAGGUAAGGCAGGCGAAGAGGAGAAGAGAGAUAAGGAUUCAGAGACAGAUGUACCAGUGGGUGGCGCCGUGUCCUUAUUCAAGCUUUUCAAGUUUGCGGAUUCCUUUGAUUAUCUCCUCAUCUCCAUUGGGCUCGUCGGAGCAGCUGCUCAUGGCUGCGCUUUGCCUGUGUUCUUCUUGUUUUUCGGCAAACUUCUCGAUGGCUUCGGUGCAAAUGCCAACAAUCCUGUCAAAAUGGCUGACAUCGUGGGCCAGUAUUCACUGUACAUGCUCUACUUGGGAAUCGUGGUGUGUUUCGCAUCAUGGGCCGAGGUAGCUGCCUGGAUGCAAUCGGGUGAGAGGCAAGCCGCGCGCAUCCGUGUGCGAUAUUUGCAGGCAAUGAUGAAACAAGAUGUGGCCUUCUUCGACACUGACGCUCGCACUGGCGAAAUUGUGAACAGCAUCUCGUCGGACACUCUUUUGAUUCAAGAUGCCAUCAGUGAGAAGAUGGGCAACUUCAUACACUACCUUGUUACCUUCAUUUCGGGUUUCGCAAUUGGCUUCACCUUACUCUGGAAGUUAGCACUAGUUACCUUGGCUGUCGUUCCUGCCAUUGCGAUGGCAGGUGGAUUGUACGCGUACUCACUUACAGGCCUUACUUCCAAGAGCAAUGAAGCGUAUGCAGAGGCAGGAGGCAUUGCUGAACAGUCUAUCGCACAGGUCAGAACAGUAUAUUCGUUUGUAGGGGAGAAGAAGGCGACUGAAUCAUACAGCUCUUCUCUUCAUCGCAGUCUGAAGCUGGGUUACCAGAGUGGCUUAGCUAAGGGUUUGGGUAUGGGAGUUACGUAUGGGGUUCUCUUCUGUUGCUGGGCUCUCCUUCUUUGGUACGGAGGUGUGCUCGUUCGAGACAGAGAAGCUAAUGGUGGAAAAGCACUUGCUGCUAUUUUUUCAGUCAUCAUCGGUGGAAUAUCUUUAGGUCAAGCAUUGCCGAAUUUGACUGCAUUUGCGAAGGCCAAAGCAGGCGCAUACAAAAUCUUCACGAUGAUAGAUCAACAGCCCACGAUCAAUGUGGAGUCCCCCGGAGCCAAGGAGUUGAGUUCAGUUCAUGGACGCAUUGAAUUUCGGAACGUGCAGUUCAGCUACCCCUCACGACCAGACGUUGUUAUCUUCAGAAACUUCUCACUCGACAUUCCUGCAAGCAAGACAGUAGCAAUUGUUGGAGGCUCGGGGUCUGGAAAGUCUACUGUUGUGUCUCUGAUUGAACGCUUUUAUGACCCGAAUGAAGGUGAGGUGCUUCUAGACGGGACGAACAUUAAAUCUUUGAAUCUGAAAUGGCUUCGUGGUCAAAUUGGGCUCGUAAACCAAGAACCUGCGCUCUUCGCUACCAGCAUCAAGGAGAAUAUUCUGUACGGUAAACCUGGUGCAUCUGACAAAGAGAUUGAAGAGGCAUGCAAGUCCGCCAAUGCGCACACAUUUAUUUCUCAGUUUCCCGGUGGCUACAACACUCAGGUGGGUGAGCGUGGGAUUCAAAUGUCAGGAGGACAGAAGCAGCGGAUUGCGAUUGCAAGGGCAAUUCUGAAGAACCCUGUUAUUCUGCUUCUCGAUGAAGCAACCAGUGCACUGGAUGCCAGCUCAGAACAGAUUGUCCAAAAAGCGCUAGACACUGUGAUGAUCGGUCGUACCACUGUUGUGGUCGCUCAUCGUCUCUCUACGAUCCAGCAAGCAGACACGAUCGCCGUCGUACAGGAAGGUGUCAUUGUGGAAAUGGGGAAUCAUGCCACCCUUUUGGAGAAAGACGGUGCUUACACCUCCCUUGUUCGUCUACAAGAGAUGGCUCAGAGUAAAGAUCGUGGCAGGGAAUUAUCCCGUGGGAACUCCGUGAACCGAUCUGAGAGGCUAUCCAUGUCGAAAUCAGGAAGGAGAUUAAGCAGGCAACACAGCACAGUCUCCGAUGACAUGUCCGAGGGGUCGAGAAGGGAGGUGGACGAAGUGGCCCCUCCUCCAGCAGCAACCAUGUGGCGGUUACUCAAGGUCAACAGGCCUGAGUGGGGUUAUGGCCUUUUGGGUUGUUUUGGCUCGAUUGUUUCGGGUCUCAUGAACCCAGCUUUUGCGUUGAUCAUCAGUAAUGUCCUAUACGCAUACUACUACACUGAUUACUCCAAGAUGAGGAAGGAGGUUGCGAAGUAUGCUAUAAUUUUUGUCGGGCUGUCUGGUGCCGCCCUUGCGGGUUACUUUGUCCAGCACUUUUUCUUUGGAGUUAUGGGCGAGAACCUCAUCAAGCGUGUCCGGGAAAUGAUGUUUUCUCGUAUACUGACUUAUGAGAUAAGCUGGUUUGACAAGGAUGAGAAUAGCAGUGGCCAAGUCUCCGCCCGCUUGUCUGCAGAUGCCACCACAGUGAGGGGUGCCAUCGGAGAUCGCAUCUCUUUGGUUGUUCAAAACUCCUCCUUGUUAAUUGCAACUGGCAUCAUCGCCUUCAUAUUGCAAUGGCAGAUGGCUCUUGUUGUUCUUGCCACCUUUCCUCUCCAAGUAUUCGCCGCAAUGGUUGAGCAAAUGUUUUUGAAAGGGUUCUCAGGAGAUGUAAGAGGCGCCCAGGCCCGUGCUACUAUGGUCGCCAGCGAGGCUAUAGGCAACGUCCGCACCGUUGCCGCCUUCAACGCCGAGGACAAAGUUGUGAAUCUCUUCCAGAAGGAACUCGAAGCACCUUUGAAGCGAGGAUUCUUGCGGGGGCAGAUUGCAGGUAUUGGGUAUGGCGUCUCUCAGCUAUGCUUGUUUGGUUCCUACGGUCUGGGGUUGUGGUAUGGUUCCGAGUUGGUAAAACAAGGAAAAGCCAACUUCGGCGACGUCAUCAGAGUUUUCAUGGUCCUCAUCAUCGCGGCGUUUGCCAUUGCUGAAACUCUCGCCUUAGCUCCGGAUAUCAUGAAGGGAGGUCAAGCGCUGGCUUCCGUAUUCGCUCUUCUAGACCGCCCUACAGAAAUUGAUGCUGACGAUCCCAACGCUCAAGUUGUGGAAACCGUCUCAGGAAAUAUCGAAAUCAAGCAUGUGGCUUUCACGUAUCCAAACAGACCGGAUGUGCAGAUCUUCAAGGACUUGAACCUCAAAGUAAGGGCAGGCAAGUCACUGGCUCUUGUCGGAGCGAGCGGGUCUGGAAAGUCUAGCGUGAUCGCUCUCCUGGAGAGGUUUUACGACCCCACGUCGGGUCGCAUCUUCAUUGAUGGAACGGAUAUAAAGAAGUUGAAUCUAAAAAGCCUCCGAAGGCGGAUGGCACUUGUUUCACAAGAACCUGCGUUGUUCGCGACAACGAUCUAUGAAAACAUUCUCUACGGUCGUGAAAGUGCAACAGAGCAGGAGGUUCACGCUGCCGCCAUGGCAGCUAAUGCACACAAUUUCAUCAGUGGUUUGCCGAACAGCUACAACACUCAAGUAGGUGAGCGGGGAAUUCAGCUUUCAGGUGGUCAAAAGCAGCGAGUUGCAAUUGCCCGAGCUGUGUUGAAAGAUCCUGCUAUUUUGCUCCUUGAUGAGGCAACCAGUGCUCUGGAUGCCGAGUCGGAACAAAUCGUGCAGGAAGCUCUGGAUCGGCUCAUGCAGCGAAGAACAUCUGUGGUUGUGGCCCAUCGAUUAACGACCAUCAGAAAUGCUGAUAGUAUUGCUGUUAUCCAGGACGGCACCGUUGUCGAGGAAGGAACACACAAUGACCUUGUUGCGAAAAAAGAUGGAGCUUACGCUGGACUUGUGAGGUUGCAACAACGGCAUUAAAUGAAUUCUCCCGUUGAACUUUUCGUAGCAAUCUCUUGACCGGAGGCCACGAAUUCGUUUCGGUAUGUCGUCAUCGACGAAUUCCAGGUUGUGCACUGCGUCAUCAAGAUCUUAGAAUUUCGAGUUAGUGAGUACAGCAAGAAAGUAUUCCUAUACUAUUUUGGAUACCCUGCGUCUGGUCGUAUAAUUUCUCUUACCAAAGAAAAAAGAACAAGUGGUGUGAGUAACUGACAUUCUAUUAAUUUCCUAGGAAUAGUUUCUAGACAGCAAAGGAACUUAUGUUAUUAGCGAUUGAAGUGCUCUUAUCUCCUUAUGAAUGUUAUCGAUGCAUGAAAAGAGAAUCUCUUCAACUACAUGUAAUUUUAUUGAGUCCUCAGAUCCAUCGUGAACAAUUCAUCUAAUCGGACCCAGAUCUAGCAGAUGCCCUUCCCUCCCCAACAAAUCGAGCUUCUGCUGUCUGGAUUGCGACAACCAUCUUCCCUUAAGCAGAGUAGUCUAGUUGGGUCAGAUUGUAGAAAAAGAGUCUCAAGUGAAGCUGCAGCUGAGGAAAAUUCUAUGUUGAUUUCACAAAUAUGUCAUCAAGAUUGACAAUCCACUUUUGGAUCAUUUGAAUUA